Molecule: messenger RNA, 1131 nt
Organism: Nematocida minor
Lineage: Eukaryota; Fungi; Microsporidia
Exons: 1
Coding region: 1-1131 (376 amino acids)
Source: RefSeq, a predicted model, not a curated record
AUGAACAAGGAAAAUUCAGUACCUGUGGAAAUAAAUGAAGACCUGUUGACAAGAGUAACCAGAGCGCUGAGAGGAAGAGAUGAAGUAGUUGUUAUCCAAGAAAAUAGCCCAAAACCGCACAAUCUAUUGCUGUCUUUUGGCAUUUUCGUUGGAAUAGUCGCUGCGCUUGCAAUAGCAUUUGUGAUCUACAAAUCAAAGAAGCAGAAAAAAGUGCGAGUGCCGUCUAAAGAGGAUAUCACAAGCACGCCAGAAGAAAAACUGAAGACAGAGCAGGAGGAGAAUGCCAGCUUAAGAGCACAGAUAUCUAAGCUAGAAGAGAAUAAUAGGGAAUUAGCCGCCCAAGUUGCCCAGGGAACACCAGCAGUGCAGCCAGUAUAUGAACAAAUUCCAUCAGCGGAAGCUCCAGAGGAUGUUACCACUGAAAAUGAAGAACCAUUGACAUCUGCUCCAGAAGAUCUAAGAAAAGAGAAAGAAGACUUGCUAGACACUCUUCAGGAGGAAAGACAGCACUAUGAAUCUCAGAUAGCUGUCCUAGAAGCAAAAAAACAGGAAGAGCUAGAACAGAUGAGAGAGACUCUGUCGAGUGAAAUAACGGCCCAUAAAGAAAAGGUAAACCAGCUAACUAAAGAUUUAGAGGCCCGGGAUGCAAGCCAUGAGGCUCAGAUAUCUGUCGUAAGAAAAGAGGAAGAAAAAAAGAGACUAACUCUAGAACAAAGAGUAGCAGAGCUAUUAAGUGAAAUAGAAGAGUUGAAUACUAAAUUUGAGAAAAAGGCAAAAGCAUUAACCAAAGUAAAGGCAGAGAAAGAAGAACUAGAAGGCGAAUUCAAAAGUUUGAACUAUAAAAAAGAAGAGUUAGAAAAGAAACUCGGCGAGGUAGAUAAAGUUCUACAAGCACAGCUCAAAGAGUAUAAAGACACCUUGAUAGCACAAGGAAAAGAAGAGAUGCAGAAGUUUGAGGAAGAGAGAAAGAAGAUCGAAGCAGAGCUGAGAUCUAAAGUAAGUGAACUUGAGCAGAAAAACAAAGAGCUCCAGGAAGCUCUUGAUGCACUAAAAAGAGAAAAGGAGGAAUCCCAGCCGUCUCAAAACUCUGAGGAACAAGAAGCUGAAACCGAAGUUAGCAGCGAAGAAUGA